AUGCGUGACUAUGCAUUCUUGAAGGUUUUUCCUAUGAAAGGGAUUAUGAGAUUUGGAAACAAAGGCAAGUUGGCACCCCGUUACAUAAGACCUUUUGAGAUCACAGAUAGAGUGGGAGCAAUUGCCUAUCAGUUGGAGUUACCACCAAAUCUUUCUCAUUUCCACCCAAUAUUCCACAUUUCUAUACUUAGGAAGUAUAUUCCCCAUCAUUCUCAUGUGCUGCAACCAAAGACAGUGAAGCUAAAUGAGAAUUUAACUUUUGAGGAGCAACCAGCAGCCAUAGUAGACUAUCAGAUGAGACUACUUUGGUCAAGACAGAUCCCCAUAGUUAAAGUCCUAUGGAGGAGUCAAUCUGUGGAGGAAUACACUUGA
Molecule: messenger RNA, 372 nt
Organism: Hevea brasiliensis (rubber tree)
Lineage: Eukaryota; Viridiplantae; Streptophyta; Magnoliopsida; Malpighiales; Euphorbiaceae
Exons: 1
Coding region: 1-372 (123 amino acids)
Source: RefSeq, a predicted model, not a curated record